AUGGUCCCGAUUGCACUGAGCUCUCCAGCCACUGGGCCACCCAGAGUGGUUGGUCCUGCAACAAAGACGGCGACGCGUCCUGCCGAUGCUCUGCCCCAGUGGUUGGUGGACAGCUCUCAAAUCGACGACCGAGAGCCUUUCGAUGCCAAGAAGCAUCUAAGCUUUCAAUCCCCCAGCAGGAUCUACACAAUGAAGGAGAUUGGGCUCGAGGGCCAGGGAAUUUCGCCGCAUGCCGUGUCCGAACCAUUCUCGCUCUUCACCGAAGAAGCCGUGCGGCAAAUGAGAGCCGAGAUCUUCAGCCCAGACGUUCUCGAUCAUUGUCGAUUUGCAUCCACCUUUAACCAAAACAUGAUCCGAGGAAUGGGUCCUGUGAGGGCCCCAUUUACGUACGAUGCGUGGAACUCGCCGGAGCUGCUGGCCAAAAUCUCCCAGGUAGCCGGACUCGAUUUGGUGCCGGUUUUUGAUCACGACAUCGCCAACAUCAACAUUUCGGUUGGUGGCGGAGGCGACCAAUUGACGCCGCCUCGGAACGAGCCGCUGGACGACGAUCUGUCGAGCGUGGCGUGGCACUACGACAGCUUUCCUUUCGUUUGCGUGACCAUGAUCUCCAACUGUGAGGGCAUGGUGGGAGGUGAGACGGCGCUGCGAACGGGGACGGGGGAAGUGAUGAAAGUACGUGGGCCAGCUAUGGGGACCGCUGUGGUGAUGCAGGGAAGAUAUAUCGAGCAUCAGGCGCUCAAAGCGCUGGGAGGUCGUGAACGGAUCAGCAUGGUCACUGCAUUCCGACCCAAGUCGCCAUUUGUCAAGGACGAGUCGAUCCUAACGGGUGUCCGGGGUAUUAGUGUCCUGUCAGAUCUCUAUAGCCAGUAUACGGAAUACCGCUUGGAUAUCUUGGAGGAGCGCGUCCGUGCUCGCCAGAAAUUCGAACGCCAGCGUCAAGUAGCCAAGCGCCAAUUCGAUACCGCCGAUAUGAGGGACUGGUUGACCGAACAGAAGGAAUUUAUCGAGGCAAUGCUCACGGAACUUCACGAACCCUGA
This is a messenger RNA of Aspergillus steynii IBT 23096, 1038 nucleotides long. RefSeq lists its product as uncharacterized. Lineage: Eukaryota; Fungi; Ascomycota; Eurotiomycetes; Eurotiales; Aspergillaceae. Bases 1 to 1038 code for a protein of 345 amino acids. The record is from RefSeq and is a predicted model, not a curated record. The transcript has 3 exons.